This is a messenger RNA of Lactuca virosa, 342 nucleotides long. Lineage: Eukaryota; Viridiplantae; Streptophyta; Magnoliopsida; Asterales; Asteraceae. The record is from the annotation of a GenBank genome assembly.
AUGUGUAAUGAAUACGAAGAAUGCGCAGAUCACGUUUUGGUUGACUGCCCUUAUGUCAGGAAGGUUUUUGAAGGCUUAUCAAGAUGGUGUAGUGUGAAUACGGAGGAUUUUCAUACGGUUAAGGAUGUCGUGGACUCAGUUUCUCAGCGGGGGAUGUGUCAUAACAGGAGGAGCAAGAUUCUUUUGGCAGUUUACUAUGGAGCAUUAUGGAGCAUUUGGAAAUCAAGGAACGAAAGAGUUUUCAAGAAGAACCGGAUACCUCCCGACAAAGUCAAUGAUACAAUAAAAUCAGUGACUUAUCUAUGGGUGAAAAACAGGGGAAAACUUGAUAAGAUUAAUUAG